UGUCAGCCAGCAAGCUCAGACUUCCUUCAAAGGGAGGCUGAAAUGGCCUAAGCAAGGGCUUGCAAUUGAAAUUAGCACAGCCCCUGUUCCAGCCUGGGGCAGAGGCCUGCCUGAAUGCGCAGGUCACGUGGUGUGGGUGCGUGCACAGGAAAAGCGCGGGAAAGGUGGAGAGGGCUGCGCCUGCGCAGUAGCAGGCAGUCGGUUAGUGCGCAGACCUGCCCAGCCGAGGAUGGAGGCAUGGAGCCGCCCCAAGACAUGGAGAAGGUUUCCAACACAGAAGAUGAUCACAACAGGCGGGUCCAUUCCCUGUACACAGCACCGUUAUUUCAGAGAAUUUCCCAAACCAACUUGGAAAACAUGCAAGCGAGGGGGUCGGAAUUCUCUUCUGCAGCCUGGACCGUCCAGGGGCGGGACAAGACCUCUAAUCUGUCCAAAGUCAAGUCCAAGGAGGGUCCUGGGUACCGGCUGCUGAAUAUGCUGAGAAAAACUCUUAAAGGGUCUGAAAAUAAAGAACCAGAAGUAACACAUGAGGCACCAAGUUUGGUGCCAUUUGGGGAUGUGGUCGGCUGCCUGGCCAUUCAUGUAAGAAACUGCAAACAUUUUACGCCUAAGAUCAUUUCCCAGCAUUACAGUAAUUUGUUCAUUCGCAUCUCUAUUAACAAUGUGGUGAAAUGUACAAAAACUUAUAGCUUGAUAUCCCAAAACACUGAAAAGGACAUUAUGAUUACAUUUGAUGAAGUGAAGUAUUUUUCUGUACAGGUUCCCAGACGUCAAGAUGAUGAGAAGAAUAAUAUUCACUUAGAACUAAUGCAACAUGACAAUACAAAAAAGUAUCUUCUCUUGUUAGGGAGUGUUCAGGUACAUCUUUAUGAAGUAAUUCAGAAAGGGUGCUUUACUGGAGAACUCCAAGUGUUGAAUAAAAAUACAUUUAUCUGCAGAGUGGAGGUGGAAUUUAUGUUCUCCUAUGGAAACUUUGGUUAUGGAUUUUCACAUCAGUUAAAACCGCUUCAGAAAAUUAUUAAGCCAUCUAUGUUUAUGGAUAUUGCACCACCUCCAGAAAGAACAGACCCUGUGACAAAUGUUAUUAUACCACAGCCAAUAGCAUAUCCAGCAUUCUUAUCCCCAGACCUGAAUGUUACUAUUGGGGUGCCAGCUACAACAUCCCAGUCCAACCAGCCAUCUGUCGUGCAACUUGAAAAACUUAAGCAACAACCCCGGGAAAGGCUGGAGAAAAUGAAAAAAGAAUAUAGACAUCUAAGUACAUGGGCAGAAAAAGCUAGCUAUUUAGAAGGACUUCUUACCCCAGGAUUAGAACAUAAAGAACCUAAGGAAAGUAAUAUCAAUGAGAUACCAGAAAGCCAAUUGGAAGAGAGACCUACAGAUACUGUAACAUCAGGUAUCUCUCUUAUAAAGGAGGAAGCUGAGACUAUUCCAAGUGAGUUACUGGAUAAUGAUGAUAAGAAAGGCCUGAGUCUACCAACUUUGAACCAGUCAAGUAAAGAUGAUUCAAGUGUUGUUGCUCCUAAAACUGACAUGCCAUCAAAGGAAACAGAUACUCCAUUGUCCACUAUUCCUAGGCUGCCAAUAACAGAAGAGAACCAAAUACCACCUUUAGAGGAACACCAGCAAGAAGCCAUGCCAGUGAAAAAAAUGAAAAAUCUCUUCUUUCUACCAGAAGAAAAAUUAAAAGAUAGAUACCCAGGCCUUUUGAAAACUGACUCAUAUCCAUCAGAGAGUUCACCUUCUUACUGUUGCACAAAGGAAAAUUUAAAUAGACCUUGUAGUUUAGAUGAGUUAAUGCAAGAUAAAGCCUGUGGUCAGAAAAAUACAAAUAGAAAAGGAAAAUCAGUGGUUUUCUCACCAAAAGAAUACAUUUCACCGUGUUUCAACCCAGAAUAUACAGAAUUCAAACCAGCAUAUCAGAAAUUCAACAUCAAGAAUGGUUUUGAUCCUUUUCUAAGGAAUUUAAACAACAAAAUGUCAGUUCAAAAAAGGAAAGACCAAGAUAUGCUCAAAUGUAGAAAUAUUUUAAGUGCAGAGAUUAUAGAGCAUGAAGAUCAAGAUCCUCCUUACCCAACACAUUCAAAAACUGCAAGACCUGCUAGUAAAACCUGGCCCCAUAAUCUUGACAUCAUUUCAAUAAAGGCUUUAGACACUAAGAAUAAGUUAGCUGAUGAUCCUGGUAUCACCACAGUAAAGACUUCAGACCCUAUGAAUAAUGUGGCCCAUGAUCCAGGUAUCAUCACAAUAAAGACUCUAGACACUAAGAAUAAUUUAGCUCAUCAUCCUAGUAUCACCACAAUAAAGACUUUAGACACUAAGAAUAUGUUACAAGAAAGACUACCACAUGUUUCUUUACCAAACUUUGAGGGAGACUCAUCAGUGACUGGAAAAGUAAAUGUACAUAAAUGUCGCCUCUCAAAAUCAUUAAGUCUUACUUCCAACAUAGAAAAUUUAAAACAAUCAAUGGUGCUCAAGUCAAUUUUAAGUAAAAAUCUGCAAGACCUUUCAGAUAGAUUAUUUUCUACACCAGGUAUUUCUAUGGACCCUGAAGCAAGAAAGAAAAGUUACAGUUCUCCACUUCUGGUUAUCCAUGAUGAACAACCAAGUAGUUUAGAAGAUAAAGUAUUUGAAAAAAGUCAAGAUUUAAGUAACUGGCUUUCAGAAGGAGGCAUUUUAAAUUCAAAGUCUCUUUUAAGUCAAAUAAUUAAAAAUAUUCCCCCAGAUUCACUUUCAGAAGGCAGACCAGGAAAUUCUCCUGAGGCAGAAGAGGAACCUGUCUCUGAAAAACACUUACAGCCUGGUGAGAUAGAUUUUCCAACUAAAAAAAAGAGUAGUUUCAAAAAGAAACAUUCAAAAAGUGAAAUAUCUAGCUCCAAACCAGAUUUGAAUAGCCUUGUAUAUGAUUAUGUUAUAAAGCAAAUAUUCACUGCACCGAUCUUCUCCGAGUUGGCAAGAGGAGUGAAAGAAGCGAGUGAAACACAGAUAGACUCGCAGAGGCAGUUACCCACAGCUUGGGAGAGUUCGCUCUCUUCCAGUGUUCUAGUUCCCCACUAUGAAGAAAGCAAUAAUGAAAUAGAAUUUCCACCAGCCAAUUCUGUUAUAAGCCAGAUAAUACAGGCAUUUCCUGUAGAUACUCUUUUAGAAUCAGGGAUAAUCAAAGUGAUAGAAUUAGAUAAAGAAUACCAGAAAGGUUUUUUGCUGGAUACAGAGACAGCUUUUGCUGAAGAAAAGCCAAAGGAUUCCACAGAGGAGUAUUCAGAAAUCAGAGGCAAAGCAGAACCUCUUUCAGACCAGAAUUCAGCCAUCAUUCACCAAGAAACCACUUCUUCUUUUAAAAGAGUUGAAUUCAUAGACAAAGGCCAAAAUACAUCCCCACAUGAUUCAAAAUACCAGUCAACACCAGAUAAAAAAUCAGAUUUGCCAAGUAAUAAUGGUCAGAGACUUGAUAGAGAAGAAAAUGAUACAAGUUCUACUUUAGAAAACUUAUGUACCUCAUUAACAGGUAAACUUAAUGACUCUGAUGUAAUAAUGUUAAAAUCUUUUUUGAAAAACAUAUUUAACUUUUUUUUCAAAUAUAAUCAAUCUGAAAACAGACCACCAGAAAAAGAAUUAGAAAGACUAAUUCAACAUCCUUUUCCAAAUAAGACAGAAGACCUUGAAGAAAUCGAAGAGAAUUUUGAUAAAGCAGACAAAUUGGACAGAAAACCUGUUUUGAAUCCAAAGCUGCGUAUAUUUCUAGAAGAACUCUCAGAGUCAGAAAUAAAAAAUUUAAAAUCUGAAUUAAGUAAACAUGUCCAGCAUUACCUUGUAGAAAAGCUUUCAGAAUCAGGACAUAUCACCAAAGAAGACUUACCAAAAAUCUAUCAAAAUCUGUAUUUGAUGAAUGAGAAAGUAGAACCAAAAGGGCAAAAUAUUUUUCUGGAGAAAUAUUCAGAAACUGUAAAAGAAAUCAUGUCUUUUGUAAAUAAUUUUAAUCAUCAUUUCAUAGAUAAACAUUUGGAAAUAAAACUAAGAUCUUUUUUAAAUGAAGUUCUCCAAAACUAUUUCCUGAAAAACCUUUCAGAUAACAGUUUAUUUAAAGAGACAGAAUCUGACCCUAUGUGCUCAAAAGUAUCUUCUCUAAGAGCUCAAAGUGCCUCAGUAUCUUUCCAGGAGUUAGGGCAAGAUACUUCAAGCAGGAGUUUUGGCGGUAGACUUGAAAUAAACAUGAAAUAUCCCUUAAGUAAAUCUCUACAAAGCUAUCUUAUAGCUUUAUCAGAAAAUGAAAUCUUACAUCUAAAGGCUGAUUUAAGCAAACACUUCCAGAGCCUUUUUAUAGAAAAACUGUCAAAAUCAGGACUAAUCACAGAAAGGCAAUUAAAGGGGAUAAGCCAGCACAUAAAUUUGGUUAAUUUUAGUUCCACACCACUAAAAUGUAUAAACCCAGAUUUGUCUUUAAGAGAUGAAAAUCAGUUUGUGGCGGAGCAUUCAGACAAGCAAAAUAAAUAUUCAAAAAUUGCUCAGAAAACCACUUUACAAAAAGCUCCUGAGGAAAGACUUGUAGAAACAGAGUUGACCAAAAAGGAAGAAAAAGAAGUUUUUUCCUUAGAAAAUAUUAAAGAAAAUCCACCAAUAAUUCAGGAACAGAAAAGACAUUCUCAAGAACCUAAAACACUGAGAUUAAUUAAAGUAAAACCCUGUUCCAACAAAAACACUCAGGUGAUUCCACUAAAUAAGUCUUCAGAAAGACUUACAGAUACAGUGCCUAAGAAAAAAAAGAAAGAACAUGGUUUCAUGCAGUUUCCUCAUGAAGAAAAUUUUGAAUUUAAAACAGAGACUCAAGAGCAACAUAAUUGGAGUGGUAAAUCAAAAAUAAUUCAAUCAAAGGCUUGCUUUGAAAAGACACUAAAAAUGAAGUCUCUUGACAAAAAGGAUCACAGUAACACCUAUAAGUUGAUGGUACAGGAAAAACCUGAAGCGGUAUUGUCACCAUAUCAAAGAAUUCCUAAUUGCAAGAUGCCAAAUGAAGAUGAGGAAUAUGUAAACCAAUUCACUUUACCUUCCAGGCAAAAUAAUAAUCUAACUUGCCUCAAUUCAGAGGCUGGAGAGAAAUCAAAGUUAGAAGACCAGUAUUGUCAGAGAUCGAAAGGAAAUAACAACAAUAAUAAAAAACAACAUUUAGAAAUAUUUGCACAUUACAAAGAAGAAAUACAAACCCUUUACACCAAACCAAAUGAACUUUGCAACGAAAAAUAUGCCUGGGUGCCUGAAUCACAGUUGCUUAAAAUUUUGAUAGCUGAGAAAAACUCAAAACCAUCUCUCUUCCCGGAAGUACUAAAGAGAGAAAAUCUAAAGCCCAAGGUCCGAAAAGAAAGAGAUUGUGUCAGCAAACAAAAAAAGUCAUCUAACAAGAUAGUUAGUGUAUUACCAACUACACUGCCCAGCACAGGAAUCCAUCUAAGAAAAUCUGUUCCAAGGACGUUGCUUCAUUGGACUGCAAGAAGAACUACACAUGAUUGUUCGGAUAGAUUUGAGGAAUUACAUGUGACUUCAUUUAAGCAUCUUGAAAAUGCAAAAUCAAGAGCAAGGCUUUUAGAAAAGAGCCCAGAUGAUAGCCAUAAUCAGUUCAAACGCUUCGCAAGACCAUAUACUGCUCCAGAGGUUAACAAAAGAGGAGAGAGCUACACUGGAAAAUUUACAAGUCCUCGAAUGGUUUCAGCAGGCUUAGUUCAUAUAAAUGAUUCAAUCCCAGAGUAUGAAAUCCAUAAAAUGCGGCCAAAAAAAAAAAUUAAAAGAGAAUAUUGAAAAAUGUUUGCUCAUUUGUGAUAUUAUCCAAAUGUUAAACAGUUCAGAAUGAUAUGUGAGGCCAAAA
Bubalus bubalis (water buffalo) is the source of this 5854-nucleotide messenger RNA. RefSeq names its product C2 calcium dependent domain containing 6 (gene CATSPERT). The record is from RefSeq and is a predicted model, not a curated record. Bases 115 to 5787 code for a protein of 1890 amino acids. The transcript has 18 exons. NCBI's taxonomy places the organism in Eukaryota, Metazoa, Chordata, Mammalia, Artiodactyla, Bovidae.